This is a messenger RNA of Thrips palmi, 2264 nucleotides long. Its product is annotated as glucose dehydrogenase [FAD, quinone]-like. The record is from RefSeq and is a predicted model, not a curated record. Gene Ontology annotation, molecular function: oxidoreductase activity, acting on CH-OH group of donors; flavin adenine dinucleotide binding. The coding region runs from base 176 to 2131 and encodes 651 amino acids. NCBI's taxonomy places the organism in Eukaryota, Metazoa, Arthropoda, Insecta, Thysanoptera, Thripidae. The transcript is spliced from 9 exons.
GGCUUGGGGGCCGCAGUCAGUCGAGCCUCAGCCGCGCUGCCCGUGAGUCAGUGAGUCCACGCGACGUGCGGGGCCCCGCGGCACAGUGCGCCCUCCUCCUCGCCGGCUUGCGGCAUCCAACGGAUUACCCGCCAUUUCUCUUUCGUCCCAUAGCAAAGAUUGAUCUGACGUCACCAUGCUGUACGGACUGCUGCUCCGCCUGUUCAUCGUCUUCUUCAUGGCGGUGACGCGCUGGGUGGUGCUGCCGCUGUGGCGCCCCGACAUCACCAAGACCCACGUCUCGGACGUGCAGGACCGCGGCGUGCCGCUGCUGCACCAGUACGACUACAUCAUCGUGGGCGCCGGGUCGGCCGGCGCCGUCCUCGCCAACAGGCUGUCGGAGGACCCGUCGGUGACGGUGCUGCUGCUGGAGGCGGGCGACAACGAGGACCCCGUCGGCGACAUCGUGGCGGCCUACCCCGUGCUCCCCAACGGCCCCCACGACUGGGCGUUCAAGACGGUGCCGCAGCAGGAGUCCUGCCAGGCGCUGCGGGGUAACAUGUCGUCAUGGCCGCGCGGCAAGGGUCUCGGCGGAUCCAGCGCCAUCAACGCCAUGCUGUACUACCGCGGCAACCGCAGGGACUACGACGGCUGGAAGAGGGACUUCGGCCUCCAGGGCUGGGGCUACGACGACGUGCUGCCCUACUUCAAGAAGAGCGAGGACAUGCGCGACCCGGUGCUCAAGGACUCUCCGUACCACGGCGUGGGCGGCCCGCUCACCGUGGAGCACUACAAGUUCUACGCCGGCAUCACCGAGGACUUCCUGAAGGCGGGCCUGGACCUCGGCCUGCCGGUGCUGGCGGACCAGAACGGCGAGGUGCAGUCCGGGCUGGCGAUGCCCCACGGCACGCUGAGGGACGGGCUACGCUGCAGCACGGCCAAGGCCUUCCUGCGGCCCGCGGCGGACCGGCCCAACCUGCACAUCAGCCUGCGCUCCACCGCCCUCAAGGUGCUGCUGGCCGGCCAGGGCGACAGCCUGCGCGCCGUGGGCGUGCGCUUCCGGCGCGGCGCGGAGCGCGAGGUGCUGGCGGGCCGCGAGGUGAUCCUGUCCGCCGGCGCGGUGCAGUCGCCGCAGCUGCUCAUGGUGUCCGGGCUGGGGCCGAGCGACCAGCUGCGCCGCGCCGGGGUGCCGCCCGUGCUGGACCUGCCCGGGGUGGGCGCCAACCUCCAGGACCACGUCGGGCUGGCCGGCCUCAUCUGGCUCGUGGACGGCGCCGAGCACAAGACCACCGUGGCCACGCGCAGCGCCUCCUUCGGCAACCUCAUCGACUUCGUCAAGAACAACGGGGGGCCCAUGUCGGGCCUGUCCAUGGGGGAGGUCCUGGGCUUCGUCAGCACCAAGUACGCCAACGCGUCGGACGACUACCCCGACGUGCAGAUCUUCCUGGCGAGCAUCUCGGACGCGGGUGACGCCGGGCAGGUGAACGCCGUCAACCUGGGCCUGGAGCGGUCCGCGUACGACGAGGUGUACGGCCCCGUGUCGCUGCGCGACGCCGUCACGUGCCUGCCCAUCGUGCUGCGGCCGCGCGCCAGGGGCAGCAUCGGCAUCUCGGCGCCGACCAUGGACAAGCCGCCCGUCAUCGACCCCAAGUACCUGAGCCACCCCGACGACGCGCGCGUUCUGGUGGAGGGCGCCAAGCUGUGCAGCAAGCUGAUGCAGACCAAGACCAUGCAGGCCAUGAACGCGAGGCCCAACCCCAACAAGUUCCCCGCCUGCAGCCACCUCGAGACGCUCUCCGAGGAGUACCUCGAGUGCCAGGCGCGGCAGUACACCAUGACCAUCUACCACCCGGUGGGCACGUGCCGCAUGGGCCGGCCGGACGACGCCCAGGCCGUGGUGGACGAGCGGCUGCGUGUGCGCGGCGUGCGCGGGCUGCGCGUCGUGGACGCCUCCGUCAUGCCGACCCUCCCCAGCGGCAACACCAACGCGCCCACCAUCAUGGUGGCCGAGAAGGCCGCCGACCUCAUCAAGGAGGACGCGCAGGAGCUCGGCAAGCUCGCCAGGCCGUCACCAGCGGAGCAGUGCAGGCAGGAGAAAGGCAAGUGCCGAGACAGAGACAGGGCCGACGGGGCCGUCAAGGAGGAACUGUGAUACUUCCACGUCUGUUCUGCCCAACGAGUGGGAGUUUAUGAUGAACUGUGAUACAAAUAACUUGUGAUAUUCACUAGGAAAAGGAAACUGAUUUCUUAGCUCAAGAAUAAAUAAUUUAAGGACCAUACAUGAG